Messenger RNA from Penicillium taxi, 1023 nucleotides. Its product is annotated as NAD(P)-dependent alcohol dehydrogenase. Gene Ontology annotation, molecular function: oxidoreductase activity. The transcript has a single exon. Lineage: Eukaryota; Fungi; Ascomycota; Eurotiomycetes; Eurotiales; Aspergillaceae. The record is from RefSeq and is a predicted model, not a curated record. Bases 1 to 1023 code for a protein of 340 amino acids.
AUGGCAUCUCAUCCCGCAACAAUGAAAGCCUGGAUGUACCGAAACACAUCAGGCGUCCCUGGCAUCGGCCUAGAGAAAAACCUCAACUUGGAAACCACAGACGCACCACCAGCUCCAAAGAGAAAUGAGGUCGUCGUCAAAGUAGUCUCCGCCUCCAUCAACCCAGCUGACUACAAAGUCCCCGAAAUGGGGCUUCCAGCGCGUUUGUGGAUUGGCAUGCCCGCAAUUCCAGGCAUGGACUUUUGCGGACGCGUUGUGGCUACCGGGCCGGACGCGACCCAUCUUUCCAUAGGCCAACUUGUGCACGGCUCCCAUAGUGUUCCGGUGCAUUUUGGCUCGCUGGGCGAGUACCUCAUUAUCUCCUCUAGCCUCAUCGCACCUGUGCCUGAAGGUGUCGAUGCGGACCAGGCAGCUAGUGUCUCUAUUGCGGGCCAGACGGCGUAUCAGUCACUGCUACUCGGAGAUUUGAAAGAGGGGGAUAAGGUGUUUAUUAACGGUGGUUCUGGUGGGUGUGGAGUAUAUGCAAUCCAGAUUGCUAAGGUUCUGGGCUACCAUGUUACGACUACUUGUUCGGCGCGGAAUAUCGAGCUCUGCAAGGAACUCGGCGCCGACGACGUCAUUGACUAUACAGCCGAGAAGGAUAUGAGUGGUAUGCUGCGCGAGCGUGGUAUUGUCUUUGAUCAUAUUCUUGAUCAUGUUGGUACGCCGGAUGAUUUGUAUUACCAGUCUCAUCAUUUCCUGCGGGCUGGUGGCAUGUUUGUGCAGGUUGGGGCAUACUCGAACAUGGUUCAUACUUCCAGAGUAGCCUGGCCCUCUUUUCUUGGCGGUGGAAAGAGGAAGUACAAGAUCUUUUUCUUUAAGAAUACGCAAGAACAUGUUGCUCAGCUUGGAAAAUGGUUGCAGAAUGGUUCAUUGAAGAUACCAGUGAUACCUUACGAAUUUGAAGAUGCACCCGAGGCAUUUGUGAAGCUUCGAUCGGGACGAGCUCAGGGGAAGCUUGUGGUACAUGUCAGCAGGCUGUAG